Messenger RNA from Menidia menidia (Atlantic silverside), 2491 nucleotides. Lineage: Eukaryota; Metazoa; Chordata; Actinopteri; Atheriniformes; Atherinopsidae. The record is from the annotation of a GenBank genome assembly.
AACAACACAGGAAGAGCGUGCGUUCGGCUCCGAAACAAAACUAACUUGCUCCGUCUUGUUGGCGUAUUGGGAGAGAUGUGCCUUCAGUGUCUGCCGCGGACCGAAUUAAAGUGAAUUUAACGCCGACACCAUGGUUUCUCUGUCAUGGUUGGGGCAACUGAGCAGUCUAGUCCUGUCACCUUCAAACACAGUGCCAUUACUUGUAUUUGUCGUAGUUUAUCUGUUCCUCUAUUACCAGAAGCAGCGAGAGAAAUAUAGGAAUAUCCCCCCCGGUCCGAAGCCGUGGCCCAUUUUCGGCAACGUCGGAGGCUUCCUCGUCCCUUCUUUUGUUCGGAGGAGAUUUGGAGAGGCGCCGAAAAACCCCAACAUGAGCGUCAUGGAUGCGCUAACGCUGCAAGCCAAGGUCUACGGGAACGUCUACAGCCUGUUCGUCGGGAAUCAGCUGCUGGUCGUGCUCAACGGCUACGAGGUGGUCAAAGAUGCCCUGUCCAACCACGCCGACGUGUUCUCUGACCGACCGGACAUCCCCGUCAUCAGCAUCAUGACAAAGCGGAAAGGGAUAGUCUUUGCCCCUUACGGACCGGUGUGGAAACAGCAGCGCAGGUUCUGCCACGCCACCCUGCGGAGCUUUGGCCUGGGGAAGCUGAGCUUGGAGCCUUGCAUCCACCAGGGCCUGGCCACCAUCAAGGCCGAGCUGCUGAGACUGAGCGGGGAGAGGGGCCAGGGCGGGGUGGACCUGACCCCGCUGAUCAGCAACGCCGUGUCCAACGUCAUCUGCUCCAUGGUGCUGGGGCAGCGCUUCCACCACGAGGACCGGGAGUUCCGCACCCUGCUGGACCUGAUGGUGCACGGGCUGGAGAUCUGCGUCAACAGCGCCGCCGUCCUCAUCAACGUCUUCCCCUGGCUCUACUACCUGCCCUUCGGAGUCUUUAAGGAGCUGCGGCGGGUGGAGAGAGACAUCACCGUGUUCCUCAAGAGGAUCAUCGCGAACCACCGCGAGACGUUAAACCCGGACAAUCUGAGGGACCUCACAGACAUGUACUUCAUGAAGAUUUUGGCCCAGCAAGCUGCCGAGGAGCCGGAGGGCGGCUUCACAGAGGAUUAUCUCUUUUAUAUCAUCGGGGACCUGUUCAUUGCGGGCACUGACACCACUACUAAUUCAGUUUUGUGGGUUCUGCUCUACAUGGUCUUACAUCCAGACGUCCAAGACAAAGUCCAGGCAGAGAUCGACCAGGUGGUGGGAAGACAUCAGGUUCCAUCUAUGACUGAUAAGGGACAUUUGCCCUUCACUGAAGCCACCAUCAUGGAGGUGCAGAGGCUCACAGUGGUGGUUCCAAUGGCUAUUCCUCACAUGGUCUCAGACACCAGAGAGUUCAGAGGAUACACCAUUCCAAAAGGAACCGUUGUUAUACCCAACCUGUGGUCUGUUCAUAGAGAUCCCACUGUGUGGGAGGAUCCAGACACCUUCAACCCAGCAAGAUUCUUGGACGAUAAGGGAAAGUUGCUCAGGAAAGACUGCUUCAUGCCAUUUGGAAUUGGUCACAGAGUGUGCAUGGGCGAGCAGCUGGCGAAGAUGGAGCUGUUCCUGACUGUCACCAGCUUACUGCAGGCCUUCAAAUUCAGACUCCCAGAAGGAAAGCCUCCUCCUCCCAUGCAAGGACGCUUCGGCCUGACGCUGGCUCCCCACCCGUACACCGUGUGUCUGAGCCCUCGCAGCGGCCCCAGUCAAACACAUCUGAUGUAGGUGCUCUCACAUUAAGGAUCUUUAAAAAAUCAACAGUAUAUAAAGAUAUAUAUUUUUUGACCAGAGUUUGGAUCUUCUGUAUGGUUUAAGAUAAUUUCAUUUGAUUGAUUGUAGAAUAUUUUCUGAAUAUUGUCUAUUAAUGGUGCACAUUUUUUAAAGUUAUAAGCUUAACUUAAUAUCUGAUAAGUAAUAUGAUAUUUUUGCCCUUUUAAAAGAAAAUAUUUUUAUAAAGAAUAUCAAAUGGCUUUUGAUUCAAAAGUAAAUCUGCUGAACAACUGUUUUAUGACUUUAUGCACUAUGUUAAAAAGUGAAUAUAUAUCUGUGAAUAUGAUUUUAGAAGUAAAUCUUGUGUUUUUCUGCACCAGACUGUCAAAAUAUAUUUCCUUAAACACAUAUAGCUCAUUGGAGCUAUUUCAGUGACAAUUAUUGCAAUGACGAUUAUUUUCAGACAUGCUCUGACUGAUUUUAGCUGUAUUUUUUCUUAUAAUUACAAUGGACAUAGGACAGAGUAUUCAAUUCAGUCCAAAAAACUUCAAUGAAACUGUACUUUACAAAUGCUGCUGAGAAGUGUUUUUUGUGUGAAACAGAAUGGCAAUUGUGAUUUCUGAGAAAAACCAUUGCAAGGCUUCUGAAAAAGAAUAAACGUCACUUUUUCAAAUCUUAUGGGCUAAUUCUUAUUUGGAAGAAAAAACACAAGAGAGAAGUGUAGAGAGAAGUGUCCAUUUCAACCAGCAGAGGGCGCAGUUG